Clupea harengus (Atlantic herring) is the source of this 7231-nucleotide messenger RNA. It is a transcript of the gene gak, whose product is annotated as cyclin G associated kinase. The record is from RefSeq and is a predicted model, not a curated record. Lineage: Eukaryota; Metazoa; Chordata; Actinopteri; Clupeiformes; Clupeidae. Gene Ontology annotation, biological process: clathrin-dependent endocytosis; protein phosphorylation; clathrin coat disassembly. Gene Ontology annotation, molecular function: protein kinase activity; clathrin binding; ATP binding. Gene Ontology annotation, cellular component: cytoplasm; vesicle; intracellular membrane-bounded organelle. The transcript is spliced from 29 exons. The coding region runs from base 758 to 4675 and encodes 1305 amino acids.
UCACACAAUUCUGUUCUUCAAUAUCAACUAAAGGCUACCGUGAGUGUUACAUUUGUAACUUUCAAUAUCAAAGUAAACAAUAGGUGCUCUCUUGUGAAGGGUGUUAUGUGAUGAAGUGAUAAGACGUUGCCAGAUUCUGAUGACUUUCUAUGAAAAUAGUUACAAUGACACUCAGAAGUUACACACUAAACGCUGUAAUGCCUGUCACACUUUCCACUCCCGAACGAGUACAGAGUAGAAUUUCUCUUUAGUAUGUCGCUUGACCAUUGCUGAAUUUCCAUUCUUGGUACAACAAAUUAAGGAGCUUUCAGUGUUCUGAGUAAACCAUAGAAGAUGGUAGACUUAUUCUAAACGCAUUACCCCAAAGAAGAAAGCUACCUGCUUAGGUAGUUGUUGCAGAAGAACCAUUAAGGGUAAAUGUUUACAUCCAUGUGUAGAUAUAACAAUAACAACUCAUAGAUUUGGAAGUAAAGCACAGUCUUACACACCUCAGGUACCUACUGCACUCAAGUGGAAGUAACGUGCAUGACAUCACUCCUACGUCAGGACCUUACGGAAAUACAGUGAAAAUAUAGUCGUCUUAAACCAACAGGAAGAGAAUGUCUUUCUAAAUUCAGGAUCAUACACAUUCAACUAGUCAUUUGGUGUUCAACCAAGAAGGGUAUCGUUAUUAGUUUCAGAAAGCAUUAUAUUUCGCAAACAUUGCCCUGGUACGUUUGGAUAGCACAAGGUGUUCGACGGAGGGACGCCGGACAAAAUGUCCCUCUUCCAGUCCGCAAUUGAUUUCCUCGCUGGGCCCGGUUCGGGAGGAGCUGCGAGUCGGGACCAGAAUGACUUUGUUGGGCAGAUUGUGGAGCUUGGUGACAUGAAACUUAGAAUUAAAAGAGUCAUUGCAGAAGGGGGCUUUGCCUUUGUGUAUGAAGCACAGGAUUUAGGUAGCGGCAAAGACUAUGCUCUCAAGCGGCUUCUGUCCCAUGAGGAGGAGAAAAACAAAGAAAUCAUCCAAGAAGUCUGCUUCAUGAAAAAGCUGUCUGGCCACCCCAACGUGGUGCAGUUCUCUUCAGCUGCGUCUAUAGGGAAAGAGGAGUCUGACACGGGUCAAGCAGAGUUCCUUAUCUUAACUGAACUGUGUAAAGGUCAGCUGGUGGACUUCGUCAAGCGGGUGGAGCAGAAGGGCUCCAUAUCAUGUGACACGGUCCUGAAGAUCUUCUACCAGUCCUGCCGGGCCGUGCAGCACAUGCACAAGCAGAAACCUCCCGUCAUCCACCGCGACCUCAAGAUUGAGAACCUGCUCAUCAGCCAACAAGGGACCAUUAAGCUGUGUGACUUUGGGAGCUCCACCACAAUAGCCCACUACCCCGACUACAGCUGGUCCGCUCAGAAGAGGUCCAUGGUAGAGGACGAGAUCACCAGGAACACUACUCCUGCUUACCGCACGCCUGAGAUGAUUGAUAUGUACUCUAACUUUCCCAUCAACGACAAACAGGACAUCUGGGCCCUCGGAUGCAUCCUCUACCUGCUCUGCUUCAAGCAACACCCAUUUGAGGAGGGAGCAAAACUGCAGAUUGUGAAUGGGAAAUACUCCAUCCCCCAGAAUGACGUGAAGUACACCGUCUUUCACGAGCUCAUCCGGUCCAUGCUGAAGAUCAACCCAGAGGAACGUUUGUCCAUCAGCGAGCUGGUGAACCAGCUGCAGGAGGUAGCUGCUGCAAGGAACGUCAAUCCCAAGUCCCCCAUCACCGAGCUCCUGGAGCAGAAUGGAGGCUACGGAAACAAUGGAGCCCAGCUUCCAGCGCAGAUCAACAACAUCCACAAUGCAGGGAUGUAUGGGUCAGAUCCUGACCAAUCAGGCAGCGGCUUUCUGGACAUCCUCAAAGGAGGGACCGAGCGCUUCCUGACCAAUAUCAAAGACACCUCCUCAAAGGUCAUCCAGUCUGUUGCCAGCCCCAGCUAUGCAAAAGGAGACCUUGAUAUUUCCUACAUCACCUCCAGAAUAGCAGUGAUGUCUUUCCCAGCUGAAGGAGUCGAAUCUGCUAUUAAGAACAGUAUAGAGGACGUGCGUUUGUUCUUGGACUCCCGCCACCCGGGUCACUACGCCGUCUACAACCUCUCUAAGCGUUCUUACCGACCCUCCAGAUUCCACAACCGGGUGUCUGAGUGUGGCUGGCAGGCGAGGCGUGCGCCCAACCUGAGGAACCUCUACAGCAUCUGCAAAAACAUGCACCAGUGGCUCAAGCAGGACCAGAGGAACAUCUGCGUCGUGCACUGUCUAGAUGGGCGUGCAGCCUCAGCGGUGGCCGUGUGCUCAUUCCUGUGCUUCUGCCGCCUCUUCACCACGGCCGAGGCGGCCGUCUACAUGUUCAGCAUGAAGCGAUGCCCACCGGGCAUUGCCCCCUCACACAAGAGGUACAUCGAGUACAUGUGUGACAUGAUGGCCGAGGAGCCCAUCAUCCCCCACAGCAAACCCCUCCUCAUCCACUCCAUCACCAUGACGCCCGUGCCCCUCUUCAACAAGCAGCGCCACGGCUGCAGGCCCUUCUGCGAGGUGUACGUGGGAGACGAGCGCGUGGCCACCACCUCCCAGGAGUACGACCGGAUGAAGGACUUUAAAUCAGAGGAUGGCCUUGCUGAGAUUCCUCUGAACGUCACAGUGCAGGGGGACGUGCUCAUUGCCAUCUAUCACGCCCGCUCCACACUGGGUGGCCGACUUCAAGCCAAGAUGGCCUCUAUGAAGAUGUUCCAGAUCCAGUUCCACACAGGUUUUGUCCCCAGAAAUGCCACAACAGUCAAGUUUGCAAAGUAUGAUCUGGAUGCCUGUGACAUCCAGGAAAAGUAUCCCGACCUCUUCCAGGUCAACCUAAAUAUCGAGAUGGAGCCUCAGGAUCGCCCCAGCAACAAAUCACCACCAUGGGAAACAUUUGCCACCAAAGGCCUCAAUCCCAAGAUUCUCUUCUCCAGCCGAGAUGAGCAGCAGGAGAUUCUCUCUAAGUUUGGCAAGCCUGAGCUCCCCAGACAACCAGGCUCCACGGCCUUCUACGAUGCGGAGUCGCCUCAGGCGGAGCAGACGCCCGACGACCCCAGCACGGAGCCAGAGUCCCCGCAGAGCACGGACACCAAUGCCAAUAACUUCUUCCAGACUCUCGACUGGCAUGAUGUUGGUGGUCAGCACGAUGCAUCGGACAGCUUGUCCGGCCACAUGGAUGACCAGGAAAAUCUGAGCGAUGCCUCAGAGGAUGAAUCCUACUCGUACUCGGGCCCUCCGGCCGAAGCGAUGUCCCGCGAUCCCAGUGAGGCGCUGUUCGACCCGGACUUCCAGUCUCCCACCCAGGACCCUGAGACCCAGCCCAGCGACAUGGUGGAUCUGCUGGGCCUGAACACCGACACUCCCUGCCCCUCGGCUCCUCCGCAGACCAGCGCUGACGGUGGCAUGAAGGCCGCCUCCAGCAACAGUGACCUCCUGAAUGACCUCUUUGCCCCUAUCGCGACAAGCGCACGACAAGACAGCACCGAUGACCUGAUUGGAGACCAAGCGGGACAGGACCUGUUCUUUGGCCACGCUCCCGGCAACAACUCGGCUGCAUCCCAGCCUCCCAAAAUGAAUGACUUUUUCGACCCGUUCGGAAUGGGAUCAGACACCUCCGCACACAGGCAGUCUGAGCCAGACCUGUUUGGUGACCUGCUUGGCUCCGAGGGCGCCGACACCACCUUCGCCUCCAGCAGCUCCAACCCACCCCCAGCCUCCAACUCUAGCCUCUUUGACCUCAAUAAGUUGGCCAGCGAGCCUCCCAAAAUGACCUCCUCUGCUAGCCAGCCAGACCUGUUGGGUGGAUGGGACAGCUGGGCGAAAGGUGGAACCAGCACAGCAGCCAGCAUGAACACUAUGUCCAGCAAACCUGCCUUUACUGCACCAGGCGUGUCCUCCUUCUCCAAGACCAAGUCACAAAGCUUUGAUCCCUUUGCUGAUCUUGGAAACCUGGGAUCCACAUUACCAGGUUCCUCCAGUGGGGGUUUCUCUGGUUCUGGGUUCUGCAUGAAGUCUGGGCCCUCUGCUGCCCCUAAAAGUGGAGGUACGCAGCGACAGGCUGGUGGCACUCAGGCAGGUCCAGGUAAAGGAUGGAUGCCCCCUGGUUCCGUUCCCAAGGCCCAGCCACCAAAAGCUGCCUCCCAGGCCAGCAGGCCGAACUACAACGUCAACUUCAGCGUCAUCGGUGGCCGGGAGGAGAGGGGCAUCAGAGGUCCAGGCUUUGGCCCAAAGCCUAAAGUGAAGCAGGAUGACUUUGAGGACCUGCUGUCCACUCAGGGCUUUGCCUACAAGCCGGACAGGAAAGGGCCCCGAACCAUCGCAGAGUUGAGGAAACAGGAGAUGGGCAAAGACAUGGACCCUAUGAAAGUCCAGAUCCUUGAGUGGAUCGAGGGGAAGGAGCGGAACAUCCGGGCCCUGCUCUCCACCAUGCACACCGUGCUGUGGGAGGGAGAGACCCGCUGGAAGCCCGUCGGCAUGGCCGACCUGGUGACCCCCAAUCAGGUCAAGAAGGUUUACAGGAAAGCUGUGCUCGUGGUGCAUCCUGACAAGGCUACGGGUCUGCCCUUUGAAGAAUACGCUAAAAUGAUCUUUAUGGAACUGAGCGACGCCUGGUCUGAGUUUGAGAACCAAGGAUCCAAGGCCCUCUUCUGAUCCCCUCUCCGGCCGCCGCACCCUGCGGGCAGCCGCUCUUUCCAGGCGUGUGGACUCCCUCUGGUGGUGGGGAGAGGGAGCCAGUGCCCACUGUUCUCACCCCCCACACACCUCUUAGCCUUCUUGAGUACCGGAUACUGCCAACUCCUCUGGGGACAGACUGCAGGAAGGAGGUGGGCACAGGCUCAAUGCCUGCGAGGAAAAUGAGGGUUCAGUUCGAGACAAUCAAAAAAAGAAGGAAUGAUUGAAUGGCUUGGAAAGAGCAUACUUCACACAUCUUCAGUGCAAAUGUGAAUUUGAAAUGCUGGUUGACUACACACGACGGGUCACGCCACGUCCCAUUUGGCGACAGACUGUAAAUAACUUCAUCACACUCCUGGGAUUAUGAAUGCCAGGCUGGGUGUUGGCCUUUCGGUCUUCGAGAGUGACUACGCUGUGUCAUGACGAUGUGUCACAGGUUAAACACACACACACACACACACACACACACACACAUUAUGCGCUGAACCUGGCAUCGUAGCUUACAGUCUGUGUCUGACACUGCGAAACAUUUGAUGUUGGGGUUGUAGUUUUGAGGUUAAGAAAAGAGAAAAGGAGAGGGGUAAUUCCACCAUGCUGUGUUUGGAGCUUUUGUGUUGAUUUAGUUUCUUCUUGCAAAUAUGAGUGCUAGUUUUCUAUUGCUUCAUUGUAAAUACUGUUUGGGUGGCGUGGACGGUGUGGAUGCAUAUUGAUAUUGCGCAUUGAAUGAAUGAAUGAGUGGAUGGAUGGAUGAAUGGAUGAAUGUAUGAAUGAGUGACUGAAUGGAAGGACUGCACCGAAUAGCCACCUUCUAAGACUUCUUCCCAUCAUGUCCUUGUUUUUGUGAUCGUUGGCCCACAUAUCCACUUUGGGCCUGCACUGUUUCUACCACCCGACCCAUUCACUAUUAUUAUUAUUAUUAUUAUUAUUAUUAUUAUUAUUAUGUGUAAGUGAGCAGGUGAGGUAUUUCCUGAAUUACGUCAACUCAACAUUUGAUUUCUGUCUUCCCUUCCUUCUUAUCUGGACCUCAUGGACCACAGACUUCUAUUUUCUUAUUUAUUUUUUUGGAAGGGAACAUAAGUAUACAUGAUAAUUAAAUAUUAACAAAGAAAACAAUCAUAAUAUAUAAAUUGAAUGUCUUUCAUGGAGGCUAACCUAACUUUAUGAGCCAGUCAUUUUACCAGGCAUUCCAAAGCAUCCACUAACAUGAAUGUGCUUUUUAUAAAAUGGCUGUGUGGAAUGUAUGUUCGCUCUCUUUUUUUCUUGCACAACAAACUGUUGUCCAUUCCUCUCACCAGUACAAUAUUUUCAACCAUACCCCACUGUCAUCGUAGCUGGCCAGCCACCCACCUUCCACCUGCCACCUUUUGUCAAUUUAAGCUAUGGACUAGCAAGCUGUGAGGAGGAUAUAAUGCCUGCACAGUGACUGGAAGAAAAGCUUAACCAAAAUCAGAUGUUUUUCUAUAAUGAAUGUUGUUUUCAGUGAUUUAUUCACCAGUGGGGAGUCAGAUAGAAGGAACUGAAAAUGACACAAACAAUUGCAGUUGUAAUUACUUAAAAUGUUGUGCUGCUUUUAUUUGUAAAGCAUAAAAAAAAUCAAAGACUUAUGCCAUUUCGAAAUAUUCAGAAUUGUCACAUUGUGUGUUCAAGUGCUGGAAUGUGAAAAACAGAAUGGAGACUUUGUUUGAUCAUACCUUGAGAUGCAGCACUGGCCGUGAAUAAGUGCUUAAAAAAAAUCAUUUAUCCUGAUAAAAGCCUUAAACUGUAUUUCCUGUUUUUUUCAAAUUCAUCUGUAUUUGAGCAUGCUUACAGAUCGUACACGCCUCUCAUCACGCACCAUCCAUUAUGGCAUUGCCUGGCUACACUUUUUAGUGUAAAUGCUAAAGGUGUUGUUAAAAUGAAGAUAAAAACCAUUGUUCCCAUAUAAGUGUGGGUUUUUGAAAAGUAUUUUGUGUUUGAAGAAAAUUAUUAUCCCUGGUUGGAUUGGGUGUGAAUGAAAUAACCCAAGACACAUUCCAAAUAAUGCAUCUCUCAUUAUUUACAGUCAGUGAGCGCUUUUUUUCUUUAUAUUGUUUUACUGACGGGUGUAACUGUGUUAUGUCGCAAAGUUGCACUGUCAUGCAAUAAGAGUGACCGGGUCUGUCGGUGAGUUAUCUCUUUGAGAUUGUUCACUGGCAUUCAAGUUGAAAUGUUGAAGUUCUAAACAAUUACAGGACCUCACGUAGCAGUAAACAUUCUAGAAUGAUUCAAGUGAGUGGGUGCAGUGUUCUUUUGGAAUCAGAGUGAUAAUUGGACCCUGUUGUGACCAAAAUAUUCAGGGCAUUGGGAUUUAGUUCUUUUGCUCUUAAUAUAGUAGACCUUGUGAUGCCCAGUGCUCAUCCCGUGUGUGUGCUGUGUGUUUUUUGUAAGCCUGUUGCGUCUGCUAAGUGAGACAAGUGAAGAUAAGCUUUCCGUUCUUAUUUCUGUUCACCUUGUGUAUCUUUACCUUUUUUAUUUCAUUUUCCAUUCUGUAUGUGACCAAUAAAAAAAAGAAUCAAA